AUGGUAGUGUCCACGUGGCCAGAUAUCUCUCACCUCUCCAUAUCAAGGGCGGAGCUGAUCAAUGUUCUGAUGCAGAUGGGCCAACAGGUCAAGUGGCCUCAGAAGAUGAAACCACCCGACUCUUUCCGGAACCCUGGUCCCUGGUGCGACUUCCACCGAGACAACGGUCACAAAACGGAGGACUGUGUCGCACUGAAGAUCGAGGUCAAUGAGUUGCUUAAGAAAGGACACCUCAGGGAGUUCCUUUCCGAGACGGCCAAGAGCCAUCUAGGCAAGGAGACAACGGGGAAGCCCACUGAAGCUGCUCCCGUCUCGCCACCUCGACAGGACCGGGUGAUUCACGUCAUAUCGGGCGGUUCGGAGAUCAGCGGCAUAAGACACGUAGCGGUGGAGAAAAGCACCUGGAAUGCCAAGCACGGCCUAGAGGCAGCCAAGCGAAAACGCCUGCUCCUAGGUACAGCCGAAAUAAGUUUCACGGCCAAGGAGCAGGAAAAGGUUCUCACCCCACAUCAUGAUGCCCUGGUCAUAUCGCUCACUGUAGCAAGCCUGGUAAAAAGGAUACUGGUAGAUAAUGGAAGCUCCGGCAAUAUCAUCUUCCAGGCCGUAUACAAGGAUUUGGGGCUGGAGGAAAGCGCUCUAACUCGGAGGAUAACCCCACUCAUAGGGUUCAGCGGAGAAGUCAAGUAG
Brassica napus (rape) is the source of this 687-nucleotide messenger RNA. RefSeq lists its product as uncharacterized. NCBI's taxonomy places the organism in Eukaryota, Viridiplantae, Streptophyta, Magnoliopsida, Brassicales, Brassicaceae. The transcript has a single exon. The record is from RefSeq and is a predicted model, not a curated record. Bases 1 to 687 code for a protein of 228 amino acids.